AUGAAGGUAGACGUGUUGGCUAUUCAUCGGGGAAACGGUGAUAGAGAUGAUCUUUUAAGAUACCCUAAGAAGAUGGAUGUGGAAGAUGAAUGUAAAAGUGAGGUCUUUAGGGAUGGAGAUGAGCACAAUACUUUGGACAUGAUUCAUAAAGUGAAUACAUCUUGCGUUGAGAGUAGAGAAGAAAUAGGUACCCUGAAGAGGGAUGUAAAUGGUCAAGGGCAGAUUGUGGUGGAAAGAGAAAGUAAGGAUGGACAUGAGUCUCCUAAGCAGUAUGAGUCUUUGGUAAGGGUAAAUAAGGAUGCGGUGUUGGAGAGAGAUAAUGAAGAAUCUAGUUCAGGUUCACCUGACCCAAAUACUCUUGGUAGAGAGAUUAAAGAACUUGAUACGCAAGUGGCAAAUGGUCAUCUGAAGGUGGAGGAUACAGGGAGGGAUGAGAACAGGGUGUUGGAAAAGGACGCUGAAAACAAUUUGGGUGUGAUGCUGAGGGCUAAAGAUGAUGAACCGCAGAGUCUAAGAUCUGAGACACAAACUGAUGACAAAACUGUUAGAAAUAUGGAAAAGAGCCAAGUUACACGAGAGCAAGACUCUCCCUCGUGUGUUCCGGAUGCAGUUAAAGCAGCUGGAGAGACAUUUCAAAACGUAUACUUUAAUGGACCGGUCUUACCACAGUCACCAUCACUAGGACAUAAGCACGUCCAAAGUGAGAUAGAGACUCCAGGACACAGGCGCACAAAUAGUUUCCAGAGACUGAAAACUCAGAUGCAUAAAGCUUGGCGUGGGGUCAGCAAUCUACACGAGGAUAAUCGUCCCACUUUCAAUCCCGAGGUCUUGGCAAAUCAAAAAAGACAGUGGUACCAGCUCCACUCUUCAAAAGAUCUGGACCAAACUAAGGAACCAACCUCACUCUUUGAACAUUUUAUCAUUGUGGGGCUUCAUCCGGAAACUGAGUUGAAGCCAGUUGAGGAGGCCUUCCGUAGAAGGAAGAAAUGGGAGAUGGAGAUGUCAAGGUAUGAAGUGGCUGACUACAGAAUACUCCGUCACCGUGGGCCUCAGUUUCCAGUAUUGGAGCCACAGAUACUUUUUAAAUACCCUCCUGGGAAGAAGGUGGCAAUGCGUCCAAAAGAUCUAGCAACUUUCUGCUUUCCUGGUGGUGUCAAGGCACGACUUUUGGAGAGGACCCCAUCUCUCAGUGAUCUAAAUGAGCUUGUGUAUGGACAGGAACAUCUAGGAAAAGAUGAUUCAUCAUUCAUAUUUUCGUUCAAGGUAGCAGAUGACGCGACAUUGUAUGGUGUUUGUUUACAUGUCUCGGAGAUUGUUCAGAGACCUCCUGGUGUUUUAAGCACAGCGUCACCCUUGCAUUCAUCUGGAGGAGGCAGUCGUUUUUUGGUAUCUGCACCUCGAUGCUAUUGCUUGCUUACCAGAGUUCCUUUUUUUGAGCUACACUUUGAGAUGUUAAACAGCAUGAUUGCACAGGAGCGCCUAAAACGGAUAACCGAUUUUGUUAGUGAGAUGUCUCUCGCUGCUGCAUGCCAUAGCCCAUCAGUUUCCAGAUUUAAUGGCUGUGUUUCUUCACCUCGUAGCAACCCUGAUAAUUGGAUGGCUUCUGCGAUACCUGUGGAUGGAGUCAUGGCACUCACGGCCGCUGCUGCUGGAUUGAUAUCUGAUAGUGACAUUGAGAACUUUGCAGAACCGCAAUCUCCAGAUAGUGUCGUCACCAGUGAUACUUCAGAGGUAAGUCAUAUCAAGGAAAUAGAAAGAGAUGGGAGAAAAGUUUUUCACUGCUACGAGGACAGUUCUUCUGAAGUAUCUGAGAACCACUUGGAUACCCCCGAAAGAAGGUUUCAAAGCUUUGAGAACGGCCAUGUUUCUCCGGAGAUUACAUGUACCGAUCCUAGGACCCAACCGAUAGAGCAUAUUGAAAGCUGUGAGUCCGUGUUCAGUUCAGCUAAAAGUGUGUUGUCGGAUGAGGUUGAUGAUAUAUCGAACAGCGAAAAUGAUUUUGAAGAUGACUUAGUUCUGGAAUGGGCUAAGGAACAUAACAAUGAUGCGUUACAAUUAAUCUGCGGCUACCAUUCAUUGGCAAUUCCUUCCCGUGGAAGUGAAGUAGUUUUCCAGCCGCUGGAGCAUUUGCAAUCUAUCCAGUAUACACGGCCACCUGUUUCAGCUCUUGGAUUGUCAGAAGAAUAUAUCUGCUCUUCUGAUUCUUCAGGGAUAAAUGCGAGGUUGGCAGCUGCUGAAGAGGCUAUGGGUCUCUCAAUGUGGACAACGGCAACAGUUUGCCGUAUUCUCUCUCUUGAAACU
Molecule: messenger RNA, 2301 nt
Organism: Eruca vesicaria subsp. sativa (arugula)
Lineage: Eukaryota; Viridiplantae; Streptophyta; Magnoliopsida; Brassicales; Brassicaceae
Source: the annotation of a GenBank genome assembly